Leptidea sinapis is the source of this 1914-nucleotide messenger RNA. RefSeq names its product protein CNPPD1. The transcript is spliced from 5 exons. Gene Ontology annotation, biological process: regulation of cyclin-dependent protein serine/threonine kinase activity. Lineage: Eukaryota; Metazoa; Arthropoda; Insecta; Lepidoptera; Pieridae. Bases 142 to 1362 code for a protein of 406 amino acids. Gene Ontology annotation, cellular component: nucleus; cyclin-dependent protein kinase holoenzyme complex. The record is from RefSeq and is a predicted model, not a curated record. Gene Ontology annotation, molecular function: cyclin-dependent protein serine/threonine kinase regulator activity; protein kinase binding.
GUGAUUAUUCUCUUUGGUUAAAGUCAAAACUGGCAAACUGUGCUAGCCAAGUGCUAGUAACUUUGUUUUAAAAUUUACGCAAACAAUAAAUGACAAAAAUAUUCAUGUAAAUACCGAGAGAUAACGAAAACAGAAUAUAAAAUGUCGAACAUAUCCAAAAGGAAGAAGGAAGGUUCAAGAACCAAAAUCAAGAGUAUGGGAGAUCACAAGGAGUUCCUGAAGAGAAUAACAAAGACCUUAUACUAUGGACAGCUGCCCACCCUACCCUGCUUAAGCCUGCCUGUAACUGAGAUAUCAUGCGAGGUGUGGUCGGGGGCGCAGCGCGGGCGCUCUGUGCGGCGUCUGCAUGCGGAUGCGGCGGCCCGCAUCGCGCACUCGGCGUGCGUAUCCCCGUGCGCGCUGGUUCUAGCCGUGCUGUACCUGGAGCGGUUGCAGCGCUGCAAUCCCGAGUAUCUGGCCAACACCGCACCCGCGGACCUCUUCCUUGUCUCACUGAUGGUAAGCAAUAAGUUUCUACAAGAUGAUGGUGAGGAUGACGAGGUGAUAUGCUCUGAGUGGGCAGCGUCCGGGGGCCUCGAGCUCCAACAACUGAAGAGGAUGGAACUUGAAUUCCUUAAAGCCAUUGAGUGGAAUGUUUUUGUUAGUGAAAAGUCAUUUGAUUACGGAUUGUGUUGGCUGGAGCGGCAGGUAGCCCUGAGACAGGCUCAGCAACGCGGGUUCUUCACCUACAGCGACCUGGCGGCCUCCAGCCAUGGCCGCCUGCUGGCCGACACCCUUGGAUCCGUGUCCGGCGCCUGCGUCGCCCUCGCCCUCAGCUACCUCACCAGCUUCUUGACCGUCGUCACCUCCACGCUGCUCAUCUCUCACGCCUGGCUGCCCAUGCUGCACUACAUGGCUGCGAGAGGAACACACUUGACAACCCUGGACACAGAGCUUACCACCAACAUACACCAGGGUGUACUUGUGAACAAUUCCACUAUAGAUCUACUAACAGACAUUCUGGCCGAGCAAACUGUCACUGAUUCCAUAACCUGUUGCCAGAAGUGGCAGAAGUACCAAGAUCAGAUGGAGACUAAGAAGAAUUGGAAUGACGGUGUGGUGGUUAAUGACUGGAAGUUGUUUGAAACUUGGUGGUCAAAGACAUCAGUGCUAAACUGGUUGUAUCAGAGUUCUUUGAUUAAUCCAAUGCAGAGGUGGUUGGAGAAGAUAAAUGAGUACAUGGAUCUUGUUCGGAACAGCUUGAUGGAUGAAGACAAGUCUCACAUGGAACAAUGCCAUGUCGAUGGCAGACGGAAUUGCAUUAGACAACGGUUAAACUUAAGUAAGCUUAGCUUUUUUACAACAUCUGUGUCCGAUCGGUAGACAUAGAGACAAUUGUGAAAACAAAGCUCAAAAUUUUCAUAAAAUAUACAAAUAACUGCUUAUUACUUAACAUGUUAUUAUAUUUAAUGUUAUUGUUGUUGGUAUAAUUGCGUCCCAAUUUUGCUUUCAAAUAGUAUGUUAUGUCGUUAUCUUGUUGAUACUUUCCAAUAAUGAGAAUUUACCCACAGGAUUUUUAACCUAAUGAAUUUUGAUGCAAAUAUUCUGGCUGACCUGAGGUACUUAUUAAAAAAUUUAAUGUAAAAUUAGGAAAUUCUUAUAAAGAAUGGUAAGUUAGGUACCUUGAAUUUUCUCAGUAUGUCAGUAACAGUUGGAACUUUCGUGAACUAAUUUUUGAAAAGAGCAACAAGAUUAUUCCUAUUUGUAUCUUUAGUUAGGAAUUCAUUUGUAUUUAAAAUUAGUAUUCAAACCAUAAGUAAACAUUAUGUGAACUACUAUUUACUUGUGAAUUUUUAAAACUUGUAUAUAUUUUUACCUGAUGCACCUACACACACACACAUAUAUAUAUUUCGAAUAAAGUAAUUAAUUCUGGUG